AUGGCGGAGCCGCGAGUAGAUGUGGACGAUCAGGACCAACCAUUAUCUUCGAUACAGUCGGCUGGUGGGCAGUCCCUUGUCCGUCAGCUCCUGGAGAUCCAGACCGCUACUAUCGAGCAAUCGAAAUCACUUCAUUUCCUCCAGAACCUCGACUGUCUGUAUCUUGAUAAAAGCCGAAAGCGCCCCCCACAAACCCGCGAUUCAGUAUCUGAAGAUGGUCAUCCGAGGUGGCUCCGCAAACGAGGCCUGAAUGCCUUCGACGAGCCGAACUAUGUGGCCGUAUCGUGGACAUGGGGAAUUUCCGAAUCUUACGAAAGUUCUACCGCCGGCAAGCAUGAAGUCGAAGAGCUUGACGGCGACUCCAAAGUUUCCGAUGUCCGGAACCGGGUCUUCAACCGCAUACGGCGAUACACAGAAGCCCAUGAGAAUCUGCGAUACGUAUGGAUAGAUAGGCACUGUAUCUGCCAAGAGCCGGGACCGGAGAAGACUCAAGGGAUGCAGGCUAUGGAUCUGGUCUACGACUUGAGUGACCACCCCAUUGCUUUGCUAGCACGGCCGAUCGAAUCGUGCGAAGAGCUUGGCCUUCUCGCAGACAUUCUCAAUGGUAGCUUUGUGACAACACAGGCUUCUGGGGAUUUCCGCUCGAGGACCACGACAAAUGGUCCUCUCGAACGGCUUCGUCGAGCCGUGACUCUUCUUGAUGCAAUUACUUCCGAUCUUUGGUGGACAAGAGCGUGGACUUUUCAAGAGAACUAUCGCUGCGAUGGAAAGAUGACUCUGCUCAUCUCUCAUUCAAUAAACAAUGCAAUGGUGAAGACGAAGAGGCGGAACAAACACGUAUUCGAAAAAUCCGGUAUCAAAAUGGCUGGCGAGUUAUUGAUCUCAUCUCGAAAGUUCCAGACAGAAUCCACAAAGCUGUGCCAAGCCUGUAUCAUUGCAGAGAGGAAUUCCGGAGUUCUCGAUAUGUCCGGCGUUGCCGAACGAAUUCUUGAGAGAGCUUCCAAUUACGAGUUCCUAUUACGGGAGACCAUGCCCGACGGACAAUAUUCGGCCCGCUGGUCACAAUCGCCGAGGAUCAUACGAGAUAUCGAGUCACGCGGCAUCAAAUUCUGCCACGACAGAUUGGCCAUAGUCGCAAAUUGCUGCCAAUACUCCAUCAGGCUAGAUGACGCCAUCUUGCGGCAAGGAUCACAUAGUAUGAGUCUUUCCAUGCUCGCCCUCUACCUAUUGAAUGGAGAGAUUAUAAAGAACGCUCUCGAAGAGAAGGAGGAGGUUUCUUUAGCGAGGUGUCGGAGUCAAACAGUUGCCGCCUUCAUCACAGAACAGUCCUUUGAUGGCUUCUGCCCACCUCUACUGCGGCGCCCUCUUGUCUUCAACAAUGAAUGCCGGUUCAUUGAUGUUCGGCUAACACAUGAGGGCUUGCAGACUUAUGGGCAUCUGUGGCGUCUAGGUCUUAUUAUAAUGCCGGAAGAUUAUGCAAUGUUUUCUCCAGAAUACAGAAGACAACAUAAUGGGAGGAGCCGACGGGGGCACACCAUAGAGCGUCUUACGCAGCUACGAGAUGCCAUCCGCCAUAUUGGCAAUUAUCCUCUCGUGCGUAAGCUUAAGCAAUUCAUUGACAAGUGUAUACGACUGAUGGAAGAGGAAUCUUUCUCCGGAAAGUACAUGUGGACAAUGGCCAGGAUAAUUGUGGCGGCAAUGGAUGCGCAGAAGCCACUGGCACUUGGCGGCCUUCUUGAUGACCAGCCGUAUAGCUACUGUGGUAUUUUCGUACUAGAAGACAUGGAAGAGGAAGAGGAAGAGGAAGAAGAAGAAGAAGAAGAACAAAGAGAUGAUGCAGAUGAUGGUGUCGUGGUGUUUGAUGACCCAUACGAGGAUUCAGACGCAAGUUCCGCCACCGGUUGCUGCGAUGUUGAUUCCGAUUCCGUCAGCGAGAGCGACUUUGGGGAGUAUUCCGAAGGUGACACGGAGAAGGAAGACGACGAUCCAGUCUACGUGUUCACUUCUUCCAAGCCGAUGAAGGAGUCUUCGGAAUCACUGUACCCAAACGACAUCGAUAAGCACGUAUCGAUUCAGGUUCGUGGACGCAACUUGGAGUCAGUAGACUUUUACGACGAGCUCGGGCCUGAACUACUUAUCGGGCGUUGGGUGAACGGGCUUUGUUUCUUCCGGGGGCACUCCCGUCGAUCGGUAGUGUUUCCAUGGCAUCCUGCGUUGAGAGAAGACUUCUGGGCAUGA
Messenger RNA from Colletotrichum godetiae, 2238 nucleotides. Its product is annotated as heterokaryon incompatibility protein-domain-containing protein. The record is from RefSeq and is a predicted model, not a curated record. The transcript has 2 exons. NCBI's taxonomy places the organism in Eukaryota, Fungi, Ascomycota, Sordariomycetes, Glomerellales, Glomerellaceae. Bases 1 to 2238 code for a protein of 745 amino acids.